Ciona intestinalis (vase tunicate) is the source of this 2818-nucleotide messenger RNA. Its product is annotated as putative ATP-dependent RNA helicase DDX20. Gene Ontology annotation, molecular function: RNA helicase activity; ATP binding; nucleic acid binding. The record is from RefSeq and is a predicted model, not a curated record. NCBI's taxonomy places the organism in Eukaryota, Metazoa, Chordata, Ascidiacea, Phlebobranchia, Cionidae.
ACUUUAUAUUUAUGUUUUUAGCAUGUCUAACCAAAUAGCUCACGAUCUAGACUCAAAAACACGAACGGACGACAUUGCCGCGCAAGAAUCGGUCACUUUUGAAGAUAUUUUGGUUUCGGACUUCGUUCUUUCUGGGUUAAAAAAGUCGGGAUUUCAUAAACCGUCGCCGAUACAGCUCAAAGCAAUACCGCUCGGGAGAUGUGGUUUUGACCUAGUCGUCCAAGCAAAAUCCGGUACCGGUAAGACGUGUGUGUUUUCCGUUAUAGCACUUGAUAGUAUAGACGCAAAAUCUGCAGCAUUACAAGUCAUUGUGCUCGCCCCAACGCGUGAAAUCGCGCUACAAAUACAUGAAGUAGUAUCCACAAUUGGGCAAGACAUUGAACAAUUGUCAGUCCAGGUUUUUAUUGGGGGUACACUGGUCUCAGAAGACCGACAAAAGGCAAAACGAUGUCACAUUGCUAUAGGGUCGCCUGGCAGAAUUAAACAACUGAUUUCGCUGGGUGUUUUAGCUGUAAAUAAUGUCCGUCUUUUCGUUUUGGAUGAAGCUGAUAAACUAGUGGAAGAAGGUGGCCUACAACAGCAAAUUAACUGGAUUUAUUCCUCUUUGCCAAGCACUAAGCAGAUGCUUGCGUUAUCUGCCACUUAUCCUGAAGCGCUUGCGAAAUUUUUAACAAAAUACAUGCAACAGCCGACAUUUGUGCGAUUAAAUCCAACAGACCCUUCCCUACUUGGUCUUAAACAAUAUUAUCUGCUAGUUAAAGAAUGUAAGCUACCGCAUCAGUUAUUUGAGGAAAAAACACGAUGUAUUAUUGAAAUUUUAAGCAGUAUGACGUACCAACAAGCGCUAUUGUUUUCCAAUUAUCAUACAAGAGCAGAGACCUUAUGCAACGCACUAAAUAGCUCUGGCUGGCGAUCGACUUUUAUUUCAGGCAAUAUGGAGCAAUGGCGGCGUACUGAAGCAAUAACGAGGCUAAAAUCUUACCAAUGCAGGAUUCUAAUAUCGACUGAUCUAACUUCGAGGGGAAUUGACGCCCAGAAUGUGGAUGUAGUUAUCAAUAUGGAUGUACCUACCGAUUGGGAGACAUAUAUGCAUAGAAUUGGUCGCGCUGGAAGGUUUGGGGCAUAUGGAACAGCUGUUUCGCUUGUUAGUCCUGGAGUAGAAGCCUCGAGGCUACAUGCUAUAGCUGCCCAAUGUAAUGCUUCUAUAGCACCUUUGCCGGCUGAUUUUAGAGCUAUUUUAAAUGAUCAAAAAUCAAAUGUUAAAUUACAGGAAAAUUUGAAUGAAAAUUUUAAAAGUGUCAAUAGCCGUGUUAAAAUUUCCUGCCCAAAUUUACAGGAAAAUUUAAAUGAACAGUUAACAAGUGUUAAUAAUGUCGAAAUUUCAUGCCCAAAUUUACGGUUACAAGUUAAAAAUGAACAUGGAGACAGUGAAUUAAGUGCAGACACAACAAGAACAAGUGACAGUUUUGUUGGUUCUGAGAAGUAUAUCGACACUGUGACAAUGCAAAAUGAUCGUGCAAAACAGUCCUAUCCAGUGAUUGAUAGCCUACAGGAUGUUAUGCAACAAAGUGCAUGUUUGAGUCAGAACCUACAUUAUCUUGAUAUGAACUAUAAAGAAUUAGUAGCAGAUUUUGAAUACUUUAAAAAAAACGGGAUUUUUUUGGCGCCACCAAAAAAAUUACAAAAUGAAGAACAAAAAACAACAAAUGAAAUAGAGUUAAAAUUAGAUGAUAUUACUAAAAAAGUAGACCAGAAUUUGAAAUUAUCUGAUCUUUCAAGUGUAAAUGGUAGCAUGAAAAAUGAAGCUGUUUUGAAUAAAAAUUCUGGCUAUGCCUUGAGAGUUAAGUGUAAGGAAAUAGUUAAAUCAGAACAUACUGAAAAAUUAAUGUGUUCCAAAGUGAAAGCUGAACAAGCAACUGAAAAUAAAGAAACUGUAAAUUUUACUGCUAAAACGGAUAGUAUCAGUGAAACUACAGCAGCAAAACUUGAACAAAUGCCAUCAAAAUGUGCACGUACUGUAAAAAGUGUACCUACUUGGACUGUAAAAAAAAUUGCUUCAAAAACGCAAAAUUCUGAACAUACAAUUGAAUCAGUUGAAAGUAUUGACCAAUAUUCAAGCAUAUCUUCUUAUGACAGUGACGAGGAUUACGAUGCUAGCGAAAGUGACUCAGCGCUUUCUGAUGAAAAUGAUGACUGUGCAAAAACUGGACUUCAAUCUGAUGCGGACCUUUUUAACCCCCACUCUAAAGAAAAAGAUCAAAUUUUCCCAGAGUGUCAAUUACCAUCUAAAACAAACUGUGAACAUUGUAUGUGUCUUGAGGAAAAAAUAUAUGCCCAAAAUUUGCACAUGAUGGGUGUAUGAGUAUGCUAGACAACUGUGCGAUAAUCUAAACAUUUAAAUUACUGUAUAAUUAGAAAUACAACUAAAUACAAGUGCCUAAAUACACCAUAUUAUUAGUGUUACAAAUUUUAGGUUACAGAGAUUUAAUUAUUAGUGGAUUUUCUUUAAAUUAAGAGUGUCUAUUCCAUACAUUGUUAAGUUUAAAAUGCAUAUUUCCGUUUCAAUGUUAGCAUUUUCUAUGUUUGUUCAAAACUGUGUUUAAUGUUUUUAUACAUUUAUUAAAGCCCAAAAACGGCAACAAUUUAUUAAACUUUUUAUUUUAAAUAUAAGAAUUGUGUCUUUUAUUUACCAUUCUCUCCUAGCUGCUAAAUUUUAAUUUAUUAUUUAUUUAUAUUUUUUUGCGCCAUGAACUGUCGCACUGCCAUUUUGAUUUGAUUUAUUAUACUAACAAAAUUAACGACAAUCAUUAUUUCCUAG